This is a messenger RNA of Coregonus sp. 'balchen', 37924 nucleotides long. The record is from the annotation of a GenBank genome assembly. NCBI's taxonomy places the organism in Eukaryota, Metazoa, Chordata, Actinopteri, Salmoniformes, Salmonidae.
CUCUCUCAGGAUCUCUACUUCAGGUUCAAUGACGUAGCAUACAGGUGGAUCGCUCUUGACAACUGGACAUACACCACUACAUUUUCUGCCUCAACUGAGCUAAGGUACUAUUUGCACAGCUUACACUUAAUGUAUUCUCUACUCCCAGGGCCGGUUCACCCGGACACAGAACAAGCCUUGUCUUUCAAGGCCGGUUCACCCGGACACAGAAUAAGCCUCGUCUCGGAAUAAAAAUAACUUUCUAUGGAGAUUCUCCAUUGAGCUGUCUUUUUAGUCUAGGACUAGGAUUAAUCUGUGUCCGGGAAGCCACCCCUCCGUUUUUCUAAGAUAAACCUUGUUGUCCCCUUCUCCAGGGCUAAACAGAGAGUCCAGCUGGUGUUUGAAGGGGUGGACACUGUAGCGUCCAUCUCUCUGAAUGGAGUUGUUGUGGGAAAGACGGACAACAUGUUCCGCAGAUAUGUAUGGAAAAUUUUUAUUAUUUCCCGUAUGAACAUGAUUUAUGUUGCACAUUUUGUAGUAUGAUUUAAGGUGUGUAUGAUAGUUUUAGUUCAAUUGUCAAAUCUGUGUUACCAUUUACAUAAUAUGUAUGUAUAGUGAUUUGUGUUUGAUCUGGCCCAACAAUCUCUUUAGAUAACAUUACUAACAUAAGCCAUUUACAGACACUUUUAUCCAAAGCGACAUUCAGCAAAGCGUGCAUAAAUUUUUCGUAUAUGGGUGACCCCCCCCCCAGAGGGCAUCGAACCCGAAAUCCUGACUAUGCUUACCAACUGAGGCAGAGCCACACAGGACCACUUGAUAACAUGGUUUCCCUGAUCUUCAGGACUUCAGCGUAGGCCAGUUGUUGAGAGAAGGGAAGAACGUUGUGAAGGUGAGCCUCCUUUCCCCUGUAGUGUACGCCUCAGAAAGGAGUCAGGCCCACUCCUCCUACAGGGUGCCCCCGGACUGUCCUCCGCCCGUCCAGAAGGGCGAAUGUCACGUCAACUUUAUCAGAAAGGUGAGUGGCUUGAAACUCUUGGGAAUUUAUAAUAUCAUCUUUUCAGUUAAUAGUGCUUAUUGUGUGUUGACAGAAAACAUUUAAUCUUUCAGUUUUUUUACAGUUUAGUCAUGUGUAAUUUGAUCUCCAUCAAAUUAUGUCACUCUUGAAAGCUGUAACUCUUGGGAAGAAUGUAUUUGUAUUUAUUUAACCUUUAUAGAUCCCCACAGGGUUGUCGUCAUAAUACCCAUUAAGCCUAGCGGAAAUGGUUCCAAUAGUAGCCCCCAUUUUAGAAACACUUCAAAUUAAGUCUGUUUUUUUUUCUCUGAUGUUUUGAUAACCCAUGUAAAUCCCUCUCGGACAAGGUGACUUUUAUCAAUAUAUUUGACUCUAUUUACUCUCAGAUUUCGAAAAUGCUAAUUAGCAUCAAAGUAGACAUCAUGCAAGACUACAAAUCCCUGCAAGCUCCUGCACGUCAUCUCUAGAGGACACCUUUGCUGUCAGCUAGCUCGCUACUAGCUAGCUCGAUCCAAAACGAAAGAUAUACUGAACAUUAAUUUACUGUUCCAUAUUUUAUUUAACUAAUAUCUGUUGGCUUAUUUAUGCAUUUGGUCUUGUGUUUUCUAUCCUAGUAGCCGUCAGAUAUUUACAAUGUGCAAUGAAUGGGCUAGUUUUUUUUGCAAAAAAAAAAAGCUAGCGAUCUAGCUAGCUACCUAGAUGAUAUUAGCAACAUACCCUUAUUUUAGGUUGUGGCUAGACGGUAUACCAGCUACGGAUGGAUGUGACGCAUAAAUCAUCAAAAUCAUCGUCAUUUUGGAAUCGUUUCAGGGAGCAUUUUAACUAACCCUAAACCAGUGUCCAAACCUUAACUUAAUUAUCCUAACCUUAACCUAAUUAUCCUAACCUAACCUAGACAUUUUAAUAAAUUUAUUCAAAAUGAAAUACAAAAAUACACUAUAAAUCUAUAAAUGUAUGUGGACACCCCUUCAAAUUAGUGGAUUUGGCUAUUUCAACCACAACCGUUGCUGACAGGUGUAUAAAAUUGAGCACACUGCCAUGCAAUCUCCAUAGACAAACAUUGGCAGUAGAAUGGUUUUACUGAAGAGCUCAGUGACAUUCAAUGUGGCACCGUCAUAGGAUGCCAGCUUUACAACAAGUCCGUUUGUCAAAUUUCUGCCCUGCUAGAGCUGCCCCGGUCAACUGUAAGUGCUGUUAUUGUGAAGUGGAAACGUCUAGGAGCAACAACGGCUCAGCCGUGAAGUGGUAGGCCACACAAGCUCACAGAACGGGACCUCUGAGUGCUGAAGCGCGUAACGCGUGAAUCAUCUGUCCUCGGUUGCAACACUCACUACCGAGUUCGAAACUGCCUCUGGAAGCAACAUCAGCACAAUAACUGUUCGUCGGGAGCUUCAUGAAAUGGGUUUCCAUGGCCGAGCAGCCGCACACAAGCCUAAGAUCACCAUGCGCAAUGCCAAGUGUCAGCUGGAGUGGUGUAAAGCUCGCCGCCAUUGGACUCUGGAGCAGUGGAAACGCGUUCUCUGGAGUGAUGGAUAACGCUCACCAUCUGGCAGUCCGACGGACUAAUCUGGGUUUAGUGGAUGCCAGGAGAACACUACCUGCCUGAAUGCAUAGUGCCAACUGUAAAGUUUGGUGGAGGAGGAAUAAUGGUCUGGGGCUGUUUUUCAUGGUUCGGGCUAGGCCCCUUAGUUCCAGUGAAGGGAAAUCUUAACGCUACAGCAUACAAUGACAUUAUAGAUGAUUCUGUGCUUCCAACUUUGUGGCAACAGUUUGGGAAGACCCUUUCCUGGGACAUUUGUGCACAAAGCGAGAUCCAUACAGAAAUAGUUUGUCAAGAUCGGUGUGGAAGAACUUGACCUGCCUGCACAGAGCCCUAACCUCAACCCCAUCGAACACCUUUGGGAUGAAUUGGAACACAGACUGCGAGCCAGGCCUAAUCGCCCAACAUCAGUGCCCGACCUCACUAAUGCUCUUGUAGCUGAAUGGAAGCAAGUCCCCUCAGCAAUGUUCCAACAUCUAGUGGAAAGCCUUCCCAGAAGAGUGGAGGCUGUUAUAGCAGCAAAGGGGGACCAACUCCAUAUUAAUGCCCAUGAUUUUGGAAUGAGAUGUUGGACAAGCAGGUGUCCACAUACACUACAUCACCAAAAGUAUCUCAUUUACAUAAGUAUUCACACCCCUGAGUCAAUAGAUGUUAGAAUCACCUUUGGCUGCGAUUACAGCUGUGCGUCUUUCUGGGUAAAUCUCUAAGAGCUUUCCACUCCUGGAUUGUGCAACAUUUGCCCUUUAUUCUUUUCAAAAUUCUUCAAGCUGUGUCAAAUUGGUUGUUGAUCGUUGCUAGACAACCAUUUUCAAGUCUUGCCAUAGAUUUAAGUCAAAACUCAGCCACUGGAACAUUCACUGUCUUCCUGGUAAGCAACUCCAGUGUAGAUUUGGCCUUGUGUUUUAGGUUAUUGUCCUGCUGAAAGGUGAAUUCAUCUCCCAGUGUCUGGUGGAAAGCAGACUGAACCAGGUUUUCCUCUAGAAUUUUGCCUGUGCUUAGCUCCAUUCCAUUAAAAAAAAAAAAUUAUCCUGAAAAACUCCCUAGUUCUUAACUAUUACAAGCAUACCCAUAACAUGAUGCUGCCACCACUAUGCUUUAAAAUAUGGAGAGUGGUACUCAGUAAUGUGUUGUAUUGGAUUUGCCCCAAACAUAACACUUUGUAUUCAGGACAAAAAGUUAAUAGCUUUGCCACAUUUUUUGUAGUAUUACUUUAGUGCCUAGUUGCAAACAGGAUGCAUGUUUUGGAAUAUUUGUAUUCUGUACAGGCUUCCUUCUUUUCAAUCUGUCAUUUUGGUUAGUAUUGUGGAGUAACUACAAUGAUGUUGAUCCAUCCUCAGUUUUCUCCUAUCACAGCCAUUAAACUCUGUAACUGUUUUAAAGUCACCAUUGGCUUCAUGGUGAAAUCCGUAAGUGGUUUCCUUCUUCUCCGUUAACUGAGUUAGGAAGGACGCCUGUAUCUUUGGAGUGACUGAGUGUAUUGAUACACCAUUCAAAGUGUCAUUAAUAACUUCACCAUGCUCAAAGAGAUAUUCAAUGUCUGCUUUAGUGUCUACUUUUUACCCAUCUAUCAAUAGGUGCCCUUCUUUGUGAGGCAUUGGAAAACCUCCCUGGUCUUUGUGGUUAAAUCUGUGUUUGAAAUUCACUGCUCGACUGAGGGACCUUACAGAUAAUUGUAUGUGUGGGGGGACAGAGAUGAGGUAGUCAUUCAAAAAUCAUGUUAAACACUAUUACUGCACACAGAGUGAGUCCAUGCAACUUAUUAUGUGACUGUGGGGUAAGCACAUUUUUACUCCUGAACUUAUUUAGGCUUGCCAUAAAAAAAAAUGGCUUGAAUACUUAUUGACUCAAGACAUUUCAGAUUUUCAUUUUUAUUAAUUUGUAGAAAUGUCUAAAAACAUAAUUCCACUUUGAAAUGAUGGGGUAUUGUGUGUAGGUCAGUGUCCCCCCAAAAUCUAAAUGUAAUCAUUUUAAACAGAAAUUUCAGGCUGUAACACAACAAAAUGUGGAAAAAGUCAAGGGGUGUGAAUACUUCCUGUAUGCCUCUUAUACAUAACACAUAAACAUCUGACUUGAAGUAAAGAUUAAAGAGAUUCUCUGGUACUUUUAUAUAUAUUUUGCCAACCUCUUGACUCAAUAUUGCAGUGUGCAGAUGUUGAAGUUUUAGCAGGUAAAGUUGCUUUCUUUAAUAUAUGGACAUCAGAAGUAGCAGUCAAAGAAAGAUAUGGUGAAAACGUAAAGAAACACCCAGAAGCUUGUUUUUCCUCUACCACCAUCAAUUUAUUCAAUAUUUUUAGCUUCAAUUGUUCUGGAAAGAAGUAGAAUAAAGUAAUGAAAUAAUUACAAAAUGGAAAAUAUUUUUAACUAGAUCAGAGAACAGAUCAGAUCACAGGUUUGAUAAAACAAGUACGUAAGACCAGAGUGAUAGACACAGAGUGUGCAUCCCAAAUGGCACCCUAUUCCCUAUAUAGUGCACUACCAUAUAUAGUGCACUAUAUAGGGAAUAGGGUGCAAUUUGGGACACAAACAAGAGAAAGAGACACACAAACAGAUCAAUAUCUGUCUCUUUCCACUGAAAACAGCUGGACUCACUGUCAGGACCACUGUCAGAUUAAAGAGGUCAGGACCACCGUCAGAUUAAAGAGGUCAGGACCACCGUCAGAUUAAAGAGGUCAGGACCACCGUCAGAUUAAAGAGGUCAGGACCACCGUCAGAUUAAAGAGGUCAGGACCACCGUCAGAUUAAAGAGGUCAGGACCACCGUCAGAUUAAAGAGGUCAGGACCACCGUCAGAUUAAAGAUUUAGUUUUAUUUUACCUUUAUUUAACUAGGCAUGUCAGUUAAGAACAAAUUCUUAUUUACAAUGACGGCAUACCAAAGGGCCUCCUGCGGGGACGGGGGCUGGGAUUAAAAAUUAAAAUAUAGGACAAAACACACAUCACGACAAGAGAGACACCACAACACUACAUAAAGAGAGACACCACAACACUACAUAAAGAGAGACACCACAACACUACAUAAAGAGAGACACCACAACACUACAUAAAGAGAGACGCCACAACACUACAUAAAGAGAGACACCACAACACUACAUAAAGAGAGACGCCACAACACUACAUAAAGAGAGACACCACAACACUACAUAAAGAGAGACACCACAACACUACAUAAAGAGAGACGCCACAACACUACAUAAAGAGAGACACCACAACACUACAUAAAGAGAGACACCACAACACUACAUAAAGAGAGAGACACCACAACACUUUGCAAUUGCUGUUUGCUUAUUUCAACUUACCUACUUUGGCGUUUCACUUCCACACCAUAACGCACCGCUGGCAUCCUGCACAUGUCCACUGGUUUCUAGUACGUUGCUGUUCUUCUAACGGCUCUGUUUAUCAUGAUGGAGCCAGGUGAUCCAUUACUUUAACCAGAUACUCUAGUGGCCGCUCUAACAAUUAAAAUAAAUGUCUUCAAAUAUAUAUAUAUAACGCAGUCGGGAGGAGGCAAGAUCAGGUGAAACCAUUCUAGCUCAUGAGAGGGCAGACACGCGUGUGAACAACAGGCACGGUUUCCACUAGUUACCACAGCCACAAAGACAAUAGUCUAUCGUAAAAAUGGAUGAAAACUAAAAGUUGUUUUUUGGUUUUCAUUUAAGGUUAGGCAUAAGGUUAGCAGUGUGGUUAAGGUUUUAAAUCACCAUCCAACGUACAGAUACUUAAAACAUUGGCAUCAUUAUUGUGUGCCCUACAAAAUAACAGUCAGUUAUAUUUGUGAUCACCAUUCACCUGUUGGAUAGCUCUCCUGUCUGAUGGUCUUUUACCCCGCCAGGCUCAGAGUUCCUUCAGUUGGGACUGGGGACCGUCAUUCCCAACCCUGGGGCUGUGGAAGGGUGUUCACCUGGAGGCCUUUGAUGUGCUGCGACUGAUCCAUCUCUCUACCGUGCCAGUCUAUGGUAUGUGUCUCUCUCUCUCUCUCUCUGCAUGUGCAUCUAACUAUUCUGAAAUCGGUAUCAGUACAGUUACUCGGUGAACUCUCCUAGGCUGAAUCCCAGAUCAUCCCUUCCCCUCGCUCCUCUGGCCUCCAUUUGUGCGUUCAGGCACGCCUCUGCCAUAUGCACAAAUGUCCCAAAGCUGAGGGAGUUAAAAUGCUGGAGGGUGUAGUGGCUAAUUAGACUCAUCGAUAGCCACUUUGACCGAGUCUGCUUCGCUGCUGGCUUCAGAGUGAAGUGAUAUAUCCCAUAACACACCACAUGCCUAAUGUAACAUGUGAAAUACUUUCCAAAUGAACUGUUUAACUGUUACUGAGGUAUAUUUCUUGUGAAACGACGGGGAAUUUUCUCAGUUAAAUUUCAUGCUCGUUUUAUAAGUGUGUCCAGAAGUUUAUGCUUUUAUUUGAUCCCCUCGCAAUUCUUGAAGUCACCCUCUGAGUUUCGUCAGCAACACGUGACAAUGGAGGGCCCACCAAGCACGUUGGUAGGGGCGAGGGGGUGGUUUGGGAUUCACCGCUAGUCAUGGAAAGCCCUCUUCUUCCUCUUCCUGUCUCCCAGACUCCUCUCUGUCUCAGUGGGCGGUGAGGGUGGAAGUGUUGGUUGAUGCUGUGGAGGAGACUGAAGCCCAGGUCAACCUCUCUCUGAUGGAGCUGUCUACACAACACACCUUCACAGUGAUGUUUCUCUCUGGGCAGAGCAGGAACACCUUCAGCCUCCAUGUGAACACAGUUAGUAUGGGCUGCUGGGUGGGAAGGUGACUGUAUGGUUGUGUCCCCAAUAGCACCCUAUUCCCUUUAUAGUGUACUACUAUUGAGCAGAGUCCAUAGUGUUAGGGUCCAGGGGGUUAGGGUCCAUAGUGUUAGGGUCCAGGGGGUUAGGGUCCAUAGUGUUAGGGUCCAUAGGGUUAGGGUCCAUAGUGUUAGGGUCCAUAGGGUUAGGGUCCAUAGUGUUAGGGUCCAUAGGGUUAGGGUCCAUAGUGUUAGGGUCCAUAGUGUUAGGGUCCAUAGUGUUAGGGUCCAUAGUGUUAGGGUCCAUAGGGUUAGGGCCCAUAGGGUUAGGGCCCAUAGUGUUAGGGCCCAUAGUGUUAGGGCCCAUAGUGUUAGGGUCCAUAGUGUUAGGGUCCAUAGUGCUAGGGUCCAUAGUGUUAGGGUCCAUAGUGUUAGGGCCCAUAGUGUUAGGGCCCAUAGUGUUAGGGUCCAGGGGGUUAGGGUCCAGGGGGUUAGGGUCCAUAGUGUUAGGGUCCAUAGUGUUAGGGUCCAUAGUGUUAGGGUCCAUAGUGUUAGGGCCCAUAGUGUUAGGGUCCAUAGUGUUAGGGUCCAGGGGGUUAGGGCCCAUAGUGUUAGGGCCCAUAGUGUUAGGGUCCAUAGUGUUAGGGUCCAUAGUGUUAGGGUCCAUAGUGUUAGGGUCCAGGGGGUUAGGGUUCAUAGUGUUAGGGUCCAUAGUGUUAGGGCCCAUAGUGUUAGGGCCCAUAGUGUUAGGGUCCAUAGUGUUAGGGUCCAUAGUGUUAGGGCCCAUAGUGUUAGGGCCCAUAGUGUUAGGGUCCAUAGGGUUAGGGUCCAUAGUGUUAGGGUCCAUAGUGCUAGGGUCCAUAGUGUUAGGGUCCAUAGUGUUAGGGCCCAUAGUGCUAGGGCCCAUAGUGUUAGGGUCCAUAGGGUUAGGGUCCAUAGGGUUAGGGUCCAUAGUGUUAGGGUCCAUAGUGUUAGGGUCCAUAGUGUUAGGGUCCAUAGGGUUAGGGUCCAUAGUGUUAGGGUCCAUAGUGCUAGGGUCCAUAGUGUUAGGGUCCAUAGUGUUAGGGUCCAUAGUGUUAGGGUCCAUAGGGUUAGGGUCCAUAGGGUUAGGGUCCAUAGUGUUAGGGCCCAUAGGGUUAGGGUCCAGGGGGUUAGGGUCCAUAGUGUUAGGGUCCAUAGGGUUAGGGUCCAUAGGGUUAGGGUCCAUAGUGUUAGGGUCCAUAGUGUUAGGGUCCAUAGUGUUAGGGUCCAUAGGGUUAGGGUCCAUAGUGUUAGGGUCCAUAGUGUUAGGGCCCAUAGUGUUAGGGCCCAUAGGGUUAGGGUCCAUAGUGUUAGGGUCCAUAGUGUUAGGGUCCAUAGUGUUAGGGCCCAUAGUGUUAGGGCCCAUAGUGUUAGGGCCCAUAGUGUUAGGGCCCAUAGUGUUAGGGUCCAUAGUGUUAGGGUCCAUAGUGUUAGGGUCCAUAGUGUUAGGGUCCAGGGGGUUAGGGCCCAUAGUGUUAGGGUCCAGGGGGUUAGGGUCCAUAGUGUUAGGGUCCAUAGUGUUAGGGUCCAUAGUGUUAGGGUCCAUAGUGUUAGGGCCCAUAGGGUUAGGGCCCAUAGUGUUAGGGCCCAUAGUGUUAGGGUCCAUAGUGCUAGGGUCCAUAGUGUUAGGGUCCAUAGUGUUAGGGCCCAUAGUGUUAGGGCCCAUAGUGUUAGGGUCCUUAGGGUUAGGGUCCAGGGGGUUAGGGUCCAUAGUGUUAGGGUCCAUAGUGUUAGGGUCCAUAGUGUUAGGGCCCAUAGUGUUAGGGUCCAUAGUGUUAGGGUCCAGGGGGUUAGGGCCCAUAGUGUUAGGGCCCAUAGUGUUAGGGUCCAUAGUGUUAGGGUCCAUAGUGUUAGGGUCCAUAGUGUUAGGGUCCAGGGGGUUAGGGUUCAUAGUGUUAGGGUCCAUAGUGUUAGGGCCCAUAGUGUUAGGGCCCAUAGUGUUAGGGUCCAUAGUGUUAGGGUCCAUAGUGUUAGGGCCCAUAGUGUUAGGGCCCAUAGUGUUAGGGUCCAUAGGGUUAGGGUCCAUAGUGUUAGGGUCCAUAGUGCUACGGUCCAUAGUGUUAGGGUCCAUAGUGUUAGGGCCCAUAGUGCUAGGGCCCAUAGUGUUAGGGUCCAUAGGGUUAGGGUCCAUAGUGUUAGGGUCCAUAGUGUUAGGGUCCAUAGUGUUAGGGUCCAUAGUGUUAGGGUCCAUAGGGUUAGGGUCCAUAGUGUUAGGGUCCAUAGUGCUAGGGUCCAUAGUGUUAGGGUCCAUAGUGUUAGGGUCCAUAGUGUUAGGGUCCAUAGGGUUAGGGUCCAUAGGGUUAGGGUCCAUAGUGUUAGGGCCCAUAGGGUUAGGGCCCAGGGGGUUAGGGCCCAGGGGGUUAGGGCCCAUAGUGCUAGGGUCCAUAGUGUUAGGGUCCAGGGGGUUAGGGUCCAUAGUGUUAGGGUCCAUAGUGUUAGGGUCCAUAGUGUUAGGGUCCAUAGUGUUAGGGUCCAUAGUGUUAGGGCCCAUAGUGUUAGGGUCCAUAGUGUUAGGGUCCAUAGUGUUAGGGCCCAUAGUGUUAGGGCCCAUAGGGUUAGGGUCCAUAGUGCUAGGGUCCAUAGUGUUAGGGUCCAUAGUGUUAGGGUCCAGGGGGUUAGGGUCCAUAGUGUUAGGGUCCAUAGUGCUAGGGUCCAGGGGGUUAGGGUCCAGGGGGUUAGGGUCCAGGGGGUUAGGGUCCAUAGUGUUAGGGUCCAGGGGGUUAGGGUCCAUAGUGCUAGGGUCCAUAGUGUUAGGGCCCAUAGUGUUAGGGUCCAUAGUGUUAGGGUCCAUAGUGUUAGGGUCCAUAGUGUUAGGGUCCAUAGUGUUAGGGUCCAUAGUGUUAGGGCCCAUAGUGUUAGGGUCCAUAGUGUUAGGGUCCAUAGUGUUAGGGUCCAUAGUGUUAGGGCCCAUAGUGUUAGGGCCCAUAGUGUUAGGGUCCAUAGUGUUAGGGUCCAUAGUGUUAGUGCAUUAAAUAGGGAAUAGGAUGCCAUUUGGGACACAUCCUAUGACUACUGGAAUGACCUCUGAAUGUCAGAGUUUUAGCAUAUCUCUGUUCUUCGCAGUGCUGAGGUAAAUGUCUAGUGUGUGUGUUGUAGAGUAACCAGGUGAAGCUGUGGUGGCCCAGUGGCCAUGGUGAGCAGCCCUCCUAUCGUCUCAGUGUAAGAGGAACCAUGCUGGAGGGAACAGCCAUACUCAGGACAGACACACAGGUCAGAACUCAACAUCUCUACUCCUCUCUCCUAUUCUCUCUCUUCUCACUGUCUCCAGUCCUCUCUCUUCUCACUGUCUCCAGUCCUCUCUCUUCUCACUGUCUCCAGUCCUCUCUCUUCUCACUGUCUCCAGUCCUCUGUCUUCUCACUGUCUCCAGUCCUCUCUCUUCUCACUGUCUCCAGUCCUCUGUCUUCUCACUGUCUCCAGUCCUCUGUCUUCUCACUGUCUCCAGUCCUCUGUCUUCUCACUGUCUCCAGUCCUCUGUCUUCGCUCUGUCUCCAGUCCUCUCUCUUCUCUCUGUCUCCAGUCCUCUCUCUUCUCACUGUCUCCAGUCCUCUCUCUUCGCUCUGUCUCCAGUCCUCUCUCUUCUCACUGUCUCCAGUCCUCUCUCUUCUCACUGUCUCCAGUCCUCUCUCUUCUCACUGUCUCCAGUCCUCUCUCUUCUCACUGUCUCCAGUCCUCUCUCUUCUCUCUUCUCACUGUCUCCAGUCCUCUCUCUUCUCACUGUCUCCAGUCCUCUCUCUUCUCACUGUCUCCAGUCCUCUCUCUUCUCACUGUCUCCAGUCCUCUCUCUUCUCACUGUCUCCAGUCCUCUCUCUUCUCACUGUCUCCAGUCCUCUCUCUUCUCACUGUCUCCAGUCCUCUGUCUUCUCACUGUCUCCAGUCCUCUGUCUUCGCUCUGUCUCCAGUCCUCUCUCUUCUCUCUGUCUCCAGUCCUCUCUCUUCUCACUGUCUCCAGUCCUCUCUCUUCUCACUGUCUCCAGUCCUCUCUCUUCUCACUGUCUCCAGUCCUCUCUCUUCUCACUGUCUCCAGUCCUCUCUCUUCUCACUGUCUCCAGUCCUCUCUCUUCUCACUGUCUCCAGUCCUCUCUCUUCUCACUGUCUCCAGUCCUCUCUCUUCAGUCCUCUCUCUUCUCACUGUCUCCAGUCCUCUCUCUUCAGUCCUCUGUCUUCUCACUGUCUCCAGUCCUCUCUCUUCAGUCCUCUGUCUUCUCACUGUCUCCAGUCCUCUCUCUUCUCACUGUCUCCAGUCCUCUCUCUUCUCACUGUCUCCAGUCCUCUCUCUUCUGACUGUCUCCAGUCCCCUCUCUUCUCACCUCCUAUUCCCUCUCAAAGUGUAAAUUCAUCAGAUGUAAUGUAAGUAGUAUUUAGCUAACCUGGUUAAACCAGACAGAAUGCUAAAAUCACUAUUGCUUCACUGGUGAUCUUAGUCUUUAGGAUCUUAGGUUUAACCAGGCUGGUAUUCUGCUUCCAACAGGUGUUACUGUAUUUAUCAUCCAUCUCCAGAUGUAUUUAACAUCCUCUCUAUGUUAAUCCCAAGGUGUAUUUCCGUACAGUGGAGCUGGUCCAGGAGCCAAUCGCUGGUUCCCCUGGGCUGAGUUUCUACUUCCGGGUCAACAAGAAGCCCAUCUUCCUGAAGGGGUCAAACUGGAUCCCAGCUCACGCCCUUCAGGACCUGGUCAGCCCUGCUGAGUGAGGCACACACACACACACUCACACACACACACUCACACACACACACACACUCACACACACACACACACACAGACACUUAAUCGUCUUUGGUCUUAAUCAUGAUAUCAACCUUUCACUCAUUAAAUACUUCUAAGAUGGGAUGUGUUUUGUAUAUUUGAAACGGCCACAUUACAUUAACAUUUUAGUAAUUUAGCAGACGCUCUUAUCCAGAGCGACUUACAGUUAGUGAGUGCAUACAUUUUUCAUACUGGCCCCCUGUGGGAAUCGAACCCACAACCCUGGCGUUGCAAGCGCCAUGCUCUACCAACUGAGCUACAGGGGACUAUUACAAUGUCAUUGUAUUUGCAUUAUGAUUCAAACAAGACUUUAGUGUUCUGAUUUAACCCCCUAGAGUCGAUUGACACACCGGUGCGUCAAUCUAAGUUACAUAACAAAAAAAUCUCCAUAAAAAUCUGUCAGUUUAAACAAGAUAUAUAUAUAUUUUUUUUUUUAUAUAUUUUUUUUUUUGCAUUGGAUGAGUCUCAAUCCACCACAUUCACCAGUGGAUGAGUCUCAAUCCACCACAUUCACCAGUGUCCCACUUCCAUAUCUGAGGUGAAAGGUGACAGAGCUAGAGCGGUGUUUGUCAGACCGUGAGACAUCCUGAAAAUUGGUCUUCUCAUGUAAACGUCUGUAGCGUCCGAACUGUUUGGGCUACAAAUUAAUGGGACCCCAUCGUGGAACCCCAUCGUGGAACCCCAUCGUGGAACCCCACUGUGGAACCCCACUGUGGAACCCCAUCGUGGAACCCCAUCGUGGAACCCCAUCGUUGGAACCCCACUGUGGAACCCCAUCGUGGAACCCCAUCGUUGGAACCCCACUGUGGAACCCCAUCGUGGAACCCCAUCGUGGAACCCCAUCGUGGAACCCCACUGUGGAACCCCAUCGUGGAACCCCACUGUGGAACCCCACCGUGGAACCCCACUGUGGAACCCCACCGUGGAACCCCACUGUGGAACCCCAUCGUUGGAACCCCACUGUGGAACCCCAUCGUGGAACCCCACUGUGGAACCCCAUCGUGGAACCCCGCUGUGGAACCCCGCUGUGGAACCCCAUCGUGGAACCCCACUGUGGAACCCCAUCGUGGAACCCCACUGUGGAACCCCAUCGUGGAACCCCACUGUGGAACAGUGUUCUCCGUUAUUCAAUGUGUUUCAAUGGGCUUUAGACGUAAAGGACAAAAAACAUUAUUUUUUUUAAUGUAGCAAUUUUUUUUUCUUCCUAAAGGGUUCCUAAAAAUCUAAUAGCUAAAUGAUCCAUAGUAUGACCAUCUUAAAACAAUUCCACAUGUCAGCUUAGCAACCCCCCUCCCCCAACGUCUUAGCUUAGCAACCCCCCCUCCCCCAACGUCUUAGCUUAGCAACCCCCCUCCCCCAACGUCUUAGCUUAGCAACCCCCCUCCCCCAACGUCUUAGACUCUAAAGAAUUAAAACUCUCACUGUAACCUGAUAGAUUUGAACAGACAGUAGUUAGUUGUUAGUGUCUCGUUUUAUUCAUUGCCUAACCAUUGACAACAGUUGUGUUCUGUUUCAGUGUGAGGAACCUUCUACAGUCGACUGUAGACGCUAAUAUGAACGCUCUCAGGGUCUGGGGGGGUGGAGUCUAUGAGCAGGACCUGUUCUACACUCUCUGUGAUGAGAUGGGCGUCAUGGUAACUAACAAACUGACUGACUGACUGACGAGUGCUCUUUCUCCUUGUCUUCGUAAACAAAUGUUCAUUUUUUACCCCAUUUUAAUAGUAUAGAGACCGACAGACAAGACCUAAGUCUGUUGCCAAACUCAAACAAGGGGUCCGUACCAAAUGGCACUCCGUUCCCUAUAUAGUGCAGUACUUUAGACCAGAGAAUGGCACCCCGUUCCCUAUAUAGUGCACUACUUUAGACCAGAGAAUGGCACCCCGUUCCCUAUAUGGUGCACUACUUUAGACCAGAGAAUGGCACCCUAUUACCUAUAUAGUGCACUACUUUAGACCAGAGAAUGGCACCCUAUUCCCUAUAUGGUGCACUACUUUAGACCAGAGAAUGGCACCCUAUUCCCUAUAUAGUGCACUACUUUAGACCAGAGAAUGGCACCCUAUUCCCUAUGUGGUGCACUACUUUAGACCAGAGAAUGGCACCCUAUUCCCUAUAUAGUGCACUACUUUAGACCAGAGAAUGGCACCCUAUUCCCUAUAUAGUGCACUACUUUAGACCAGAGAAUGGCACCCUAUUCCCUAUAUAGUGCACUACUUUAGACCAGAGAAUGGCACCCUAUUCCCUAUAUAGUGCACUACUUUAGACCAGAGAAUGGCACCCUAUUCCCUAUGUGGUGCACUACUUUAGACCAGAGAAUGGCACCCUAUUCCCUAUAUAGUGCACUACUUUAGACCAGAGAAUGGCACCCUAUUCCCUAUAUAGUGCACUACUUUAGACCAGAGAAUGGCACCCUAUUCCCUAUAUAGUGCACUACUUUAGACCAGAGAAUGGCACCCUAUUCCCUAUAUAGUGCACUACUUUAGACCAGAGAAUGGCACCCUAUUCCCUAUAUAGUGCACUACUUUAGACCAGAGAAUGGCACCCUAUUCCCUAUAUAGUGCACUACUUUAGACCAGAGAAUGGAACCCUAUUCCCUAUAUAGUGCACUACUUUAGACCAGAGAAUGGAACCCUAUUCCCUAUAUAGUGCACUACUUUAGACCAGAGAAUGGCACCCUAUUCCCUAUAUAGUGCACUACUUUAGACCAGAGAAUGGAACCCUAUUCCCUAUAUAGUGCACUACUUUAGACCAGAGAAUGGCACCCUAUUCCCUAUAUAGUGCACUACUUUAGACCAGAGAAUGGCACCCUAUUCCCUAUAUAGUGCACUACUUUAGACCAGAGAAUGGCACCCUAUUCCCUAUAUAGUGCACUACUUUAGACCAGAGAAUGGCACCCUAUUCCCUAUAUAGUGCACUACUUUAGACCAGAGAAUGGAACCCUAUUCCCUAUAUAGUGCACUACUUUAGACCAGAGAAUGGCACCCUAUUCCCUAUAUAGUGCACUACUUUAGACCAGAGAAUGGAACCCUAUUCCCUAUAUAGUGCACUACUUUAGACCAGAGAAUGGCACCCUAUUCCCUAUAUAGUGCACUACUUUAGACCAGAGAAUGGCACCCUAUUCCCUAUAUAGUGCACUACUUUAGACCAGAGAAUGGCACCCUGUUCCCUAUAUGGUGCAGUACUUUUGACAAAUACCUUGUCUGUCCUUAGAUCUGGCAGGACUUCAUGUUUGCCUGUGCCAUGUAUCCCACUGAGCCUGACUUCAUAGAGACGGUUAGAGAGGAGGUUGUCCAACAGGUGAGCUACACCUACAGGUUGAUGUUAGUAGCUUUGUCCAGGCCUCGACGGCCCAUAGAGUACACUACAGGUUGAUGUUAGUAGCUUUGUCCAGGCCUCGACGGCCCAUAGAGUACACUACAGGUUGAUGUUAGUAGCUUUGUCCAGGCCUCGACGGCCCAUAGAGUACACUACAGGUUGAUGUUAGUAGCUUUGUCCAGGCCUCGACGGCCCAUAGAGUACACUACAGGUUGAUGUUAGUAGCUUUGUCCAGGCCUCGACGGCCCAUAGAGUACACUACAGGUUGAUGUUAGUAGCUUUGUCCAGGCCUCGACGGCCCAUAGAGUACACUACAGGUUGAUGUUAGUAGCUUUGUCCAGGCCUCGACGGCCCAUAGAGUACACUACAGGUUGAUGUUAGUAGCUUUGUCCUCGACGGCCCAUAGAGUACACUACAGGUUGAUGUUAGUAGCUUUGUCCAGGCCUCGACGGCCCAUAGAGUACACUACAAAUCUCCUGUUUCAGACAGCUUAAUGUAGCAUCCCCUGGACAAGGCCUUGAUGUAUGUUAAUAUUGAUUAUGAUGACUCAUUUCCUGGUUAUAGCAUGUAAUAACAUGUUAUAACACGUGUUCCUUCCUGUUUCCUCACCCCAAUCAGGUGAGGCGCUUAAAGUCCCACCCCUCGGUCAUCGUGUGGAGUGGGAACAACGAGAAUGAGGCUGCCCUGGCCACUGAUUGGUUCGGCAUCCCUGUUGCCCAGCAACCCCGGUACCAUAGAGACUAUGUGACUCUGUAUGUGGACAACAUCAGGGCUAUUGUUCAGAAGGUGAGAGGCAUGUCUGAGACAGUUAACUAAGAAAUACUGUAGUAAGAGUCAUGACCUGCGUCUAAUGUGGUCCUCUGUAGCUCAGCUGGUAGAGCACGGCGCUUGGAACGCCAAGGUAGUGGGUUCGAUCCCCGGGACCACCCAUACACCAAAAACAAAUGUAUGCACGCAUGACUGUAAGUCGCUUUGGAUAAAAGCGUCUGCUAAAUGGCUUAUUAUUAUUAUUAUUAUUAUUAUUAUUAAAUGGCAUAUUAUUAUUAUUAUUAACCCUAGUGCCUAUGUGGGUCAUUCUACAGAAGUGUAAAUUGGGGGAUGAUAUUUUUCUUCUUCUAAUUUGCAUCUUAUUUUCCCCCUAACUUUCAGCACGUCUUCCAACAUGUCAGGUAGACAUAUACAGGAUACUAAACUACAUUAGUCACUACUGAAACAUGGUGAAAAGGGUGCAGGGGAGAGAGACCCCUGCACAGUAGUGAUCAUUUUGAUUAACCUAAUAUUACAGAUUCAUUUUAGACAUUUUAUUUGCAUACCAAAUUAACUAAAUAGUAAAAACAAUAUUUUUAAACUGAUUUUCAAAACCUUUAAAUUGAAUUCAGAGAAAUAUCAUCUCUAUUCUUCUCUGUAAAAAGUUCAGUGUGGAUUGUAUGAAUCUGAAACUUGCUGAUUUGAUUUAUGCAUCUAAUUAAUUAUGUUGUUAGACAGGUAAAGUGAUCAUUUAAACAUCUUUAUUUUGGCAAAAUAACAGGUGUUUUGGUGUCAAGUAUCAAUCAUAGAGAUACAUAUCCUCUGUAGCUCAAUUUGGUAGAGCAUGGCGUUUGUAACGCCAGGGUAGUGGGUGAGUUUCGAUCUCCCCGGGACCACCCAUACGUAACAAAUGUAUGCACCCACAUGACUUUAAGCCGCUCUUGGGAUAAAGCGUCUGAUGGAAAUUACUUAUAGAUUAUAUACUGAUAGUUUAUAUCUGUAAGUAAUACGAGGUAGAGAGUAGGGUGUAGGUAGGUCGGUAGGUAGGUAGAGUCGGACUAAGCGAUGUAGAACGGUAGGUAGAGUGUAGUGGUAAGAAUAGGUAGUGUAGGUAUUGGUACGGUAGUAGUAUGGUCGAGAGUAGAGUAUGUACGGUUAGAUAGAUGUACGUAGUUGGUCGUAGGGUGGUAGGGUAGGGUGAGUAGGUGAGGUAGAUAUGGUAGGUAAGUAGGUACGGUAGGUAGUACGUAGUUGGUACGGUUAGGUGGUAGGGUAGGGUAGAGUACGUAGGGUAGGUAACGGUAGAGAGGGUGUAUGCAGUAGGGUAGAGUACGUAUGGUAGGGUAGAGUAGGUAGGUAGAUAGGUAAGUUGGACGGUUAGUAGAUAUGGUCGGUAGUAGGUAUGGUCGGUAGGGUAGAGUACGGUGGUCAGAGUAGAUGGGUAGAGUACGUGGGUCAGUAUGGUAUAGGGUAAGUAUGUACGUGUGUCUAGUUGUACGGUAGUGUAAGUACGGUAGUGGUAGUAGGUAUAGAGUAUGGUACGGUAGGGUAGUUGGUAACGAGUAGAGUUGAGUAGGGUAGAGUACGGUAGGGUAUGAGUACGUAGAGUAUGGUACGGUAGGGUAGAGUAUCGGUAUCGGUAGGGUAGAGUAGGUAGGAUACGGUAGGGUAGAGUAGGUAGAGUUAGAGUGGUAGGUAGAGUACGGUAUGGUAGGGUAUGAGUACGGUAGGGUAGGUGAGUAGGUACGUAGGGUAGAUAGAGUAGUAGGGUAGAGUAGAGUAGAGUAUGGUUAGGUAGAGUAUGGUAGGGUAGAGUAUGGUAGGGUAGGUACGGUAGGGUAGAUACGGUAGGGUUAGAGUACGGUUAGGUAUGGUAGGAGUACAGUGGUAGGAGAGUACGGUAGGGUUAGAGUAGGGUAGAGUAGGUAGAGUAGAGUAGACGGUAGGUACGGUAGGGUGUAAGUAUGUACGGUAGGGUAGAAGUAGGGUAGAGUACGGUAGGGUAGAGUAGGGGUAGGGUAGAGUAUGGUAGGUAGUAGUACGGUAUGGUAGGGUAGAGUAGAGGUAUGGUAAGGGAGUAGAGGGUAUUAGGUAGGGUAAGAGUAUGGUAGGGUAGAGUAUGGUAAGGGUAGAGUAGGUAGGGGUACGAGUAGAGUACGGUAGGGUAGAGUACGGUAGGUAGAGUACGGUAGGGUAGAGUAGAGUAGGGAGUACGUAGGGUAAGAGUACGAGUAGGUUGUUAUAGGGUAGAGGUAGUAGAGGUAGAGUAGUAGGGUAGGUAGGUAGGUAGGGUAGAGUAUGGUACGGUAGGGUAAGUACGGUAUGGUACGGUAGGGUAGAGUAUGGUACGGUAGGGUAGUAGGGUAGUAGGUACGGUAGGGUAGAGUAGGGUAGGGUAGUAGUGAGUACGGUGGUAGGGUAGAGUACGGUAUGGGGUAGGGUAGAGUACGGGUAGGGUAGAGUACGAGUAGGGUAGAGUACUGGUAGGGUAGUAGUAGUAAUAGGGUAGGUAGUAGGUAGAGUGAGGUGGUGUAGGUAGGGUAGGGUAGAGUACGGUAGGUAGGUAGAGUAGUAGUAGGUACGGUAGGUAGAGUACUGGUACGGGUAGGGUAGAGUAGGUAGGGUAGGUAGUAGGUAGAGUAUGGUAGGGUAGGGUAGGUGGUAGAGUACGGUAGGGGUAGGGUAGGUACGGUAGGGUAGAGUACGGUAGGGUUGUAGAGUAUCGGUAGGGUAGAGUACGGUAGGGUUAGAGUACGGUACGGUAGGGUAGAGUAUGGUAGGGUAGAGUAGGGUAGAGUAUGGUACGGUAGGGUAGAGUAGGUGGGUAGAGUACGGUUAGGGUGGAGAGUAUGGUGGGUAGAGUAGGGUAGAGUACUGGUAGGUAGAGUACUAGGUAGAGUAGGUGGUGAGUACGUAGGGUAGGUAGAGGUAACGGUAGGGUAGAGUAGGUAGGUAGGGUAGAGUAGAGGUAGGUAGGUAUGGUAGGAGUUAUGGUAGGGUAGAGUUAGGGUAGAGUGGUGGUAGGUAGGGUAGGUAGGGUAGGUACGGUGGGUAGAGAGUGGUAGAGUACGGUAGGUAGUGGUAGGGUAGAUACGGUAGGGUUAGGGUAGUAGGUAGGUAGGGUAGAGUACGGUUAGUUGGUAGGGUUAGAGUACGGUAGGGUAGGGUAGAGUAGUAGUAGUAUGGUAGGUAGGGUAGAUACGGUAGGGUAGAGAGUACGGUAGGUAGGGUAGAUGGUGAGUGGUAGGGUAGGUGGUAGGGUAGAGUAGGGUAGAGUAGAGUACGGUAGGGUAGGGUAGAUGGUGGAGGUAGGUAGGGUAGGGUAGGUAGAUGGUAUGGUAGGGUAGAGUACGGUAGGGUAGAGUAUGGUAGGGUAGGGUAGAGUAGGGUAGAGUACGGUAGGGUAGAGUAGGGUAGAGUAGGGUAGAGUAUGGUAGGGUAGAGUACGGUAGGGUAGAGUAGGGUAGGGUAGAGUACGGUAGGGUAGAGUACGGUAGGGUAGAGUAGGGUAGAGUAGGGUAGAGUAUGGUAGGGUAGAGUACGGUAGGGUAGAGUACGGUAGGGUAGAGUACGGUAGGGUAGGGUAGAGUACGGUAGGGUAGGGUAGGGUACGGUAGGGUAGGGUAGAGUACGGUAGGGUACGGUACACUAGAGUACGGUAGGGUAGAGUACGGUAGGGUAGGGUAGAGUACGGUAGGGUACGGUACACUAGAGUACGGUAGGGUAGAGUACGGUAGGGUAGAGUACGGUACGGUAGAGUACGGUAGGGUAGGGUAGAGUACGGUAGGGUACGGUACACUAGAGUACGGUAGGGUAGAGUACGGUAGGGUAGGGUAGAGUACGGUAGGGUAGAGUACGGUAGGGUAGAGUACAGUAGGGUAGAGUACGGUAGGGUACGGUACACUAGAGUACGGUAGGGUAGAGUACGGUAGGGUAGAGUACAGUAGGGUAGAGUACGGUAGGGUACGGUACACUAGAGUACGGUAGGGUAGGGUCCAGUCCAGUACAAUACAGAGCAGUACUGUAUAGCACAUUAUAGACGUCUAUGUUUUGGCCAAAUAGAUGUCAAUGUUUGGGCUCUUGGAGGGUUGGAGCCCCCCUGCUGACUUUGCAUCUCAGUACUCUACUUGUCCACGACCCACAUGCUGGUCCUCUGUAGCUCAGUUGGUAGAGCAUGACCCAUGCAGCUUUAAAAAGACAGCCUCAAUGGUGCUGCCUGUUCUGUCACAGACUCCAUCAUGUCACAGAUACAACAAUUUAGCCACACAACACAAACUCUAUGGGAUCAAUUGUUUCGGUUGUGACAUUUUGCAGUUCUGACUUAUUUUGGACUUUAAAUAAUCCCCAUAGCUACCACAUGGCUGGCUAUUUUUCAUUUUGACAGAUACUUUAGUUCCAAAACCGUGCUAAACAUAUUUCUUGAUAUAUUAGAUGUUCGGUAGUGACAUUUCUUAAAAAUACAUGAAGAUUGACCAACUUGCUCACUCAUUUUCUCCAAAAUGUUUGCAGACAGAUUGCUCACCAUGUGGCCAUGCUGGAGAGGGGUGGUAGGGUAGGGUAGGGGAGGGGGUGGUAGGGUAGGGUGGGGUAGAGGGUUGUAGGGUUUAGGUAGGGUAGGGUAGGGGGUGGUGGGUAGGGUAGGGUAGGGUGGGGGGUGGUGGGUAGGGUAGGUGAGGGGUGGUGGGUGGGGGGUCUGGUAGUGGUAGGGUAGGUAGGGGGUGUUAGGUAGGGUAGGGUAGUGGGGUUAGGUCGGGUAGGGUAGGGUCCGUUAGAGGGUGGUAGGGUAGGGUAGGGUACGGUAGAGGGGGGUAGGUGGGUAGGUAGGGGGGUGGGGGGGUAGGGUAGGGUAGGGUAGGGGGGUGGUAGGGUAGGGUAGGGUAGAGGGGUGUAGGGUAGGGUAGGGUAGGGUAGAGGGGUGGUAGGGUAGGGUACGUAGAGGGGUGGUAGGGUAGGGUCGUAGGUAGGUGGGUUAGGGUAGGGUGGGUGAGGGUAGGGUGGUAGAGGGUGGUAGGGUAGGGUAGGGUAGAGGGGUGGUAGGGUAGGGUACGGUAGAGGGGUGGUAGGGUAGGGUACGGUAGGUUAGAUGGGGUGGUAGGGUAGGUAGGUUAGGGUAGAGGGGUGGUGGGUAGGGGUAGGGUAGGGUGUGUGUAGGGUAGGGUAGGUAGUGAGGGGUGGUAGGUGUCAGGGUAGUGGUCGGGGGUGGUGUAGGUGUAGGGUAGGGGUAGAGGGGUGGUUAGGGUAGGGUAGGGUAGGGUCGAGAGUGGGUGGGUAGGGUAGGGUGGUCGAGGGGUGGUAGGGUAGGGUUACGGGUAGGUCGGUGAGGGGUGGUAGGGUAGGGUAGGGUACGGUAGAGGGGUGUGGGUGGGUGGGUGGGUAGGUGGGUCGGUAGGGUAGGGUAGUGGUCAGAGGUGGGUGGUAGGGUGGGUAGGGUAGGGGGUGGUAGGGUAGGUAGUCGGGUACGGUAGGGGUGGUGGUAGGUGGGUAGGUGCGGGUGGUAGGGUGUGGUAGCGGUGAGGGUGGAGGGUAGGGUACGGUAGAGGGGUGGUAGGGUAGGGUACGGUAAGGGGUGGUGGUAGGGUAGGGUAGAGGGGGGUGGUAGGGAGGUGUAAGUGGUGGUAGGGUAGGGUACGUAAGGGGUGGUAGGGGUAGGGUAGUGGUAGGGUACGGUAGAGGGGUGGUAGGGUAGGGAGUAGGUGUAGGGUAGGGGGUACGGUAGAGGGGUGGUAGGGUAGGGUACGGUAGAGGGGUAUGGUAGGUAGGGUGCGGUAGAGGGGUGGUAGGUAGGUGUAGUAAGGUGUGGUCGGUGAGUCGGUAAGUGGUGUAGGGGUAGGUUAGAGAGGGUGGUAGGGUACGGUAGGGUAGGGUACGGUAGAGGGGUGGUAGGGUAGGGUAGGGUACGGUAGAGGGGUGGUAGGGUAGGGUAGGGUACGGUAGAGGGGUGGUAGGGUAGGGUACGGUAGAGGGGUGGUAGGGUACGGUAGAGGGGUGCAAUCUCAUCACCUGGUGACAUGUGUAGGGGUGUGGCUUAAGGUACAUUCAUUCUACAGUCUUUUUAAAGUGUGUGUUUCAGUAGUGACAUCGAAAGUGGGGACAAUAUUUUUCAGAGAAAGAUGUUUUAAAAUCAACAAAACGACUAAUUAUGUCAGUAUCUUGCAAUGCAUUAAUAGAACAACUCAAGAUGUUCUAUUGAAAUAAUAGUGUUCAAAAACAAUCAAAAAUCAUGAUUUUGUUUUAUUUUCCAACAUGAAGUUUAGGAGUCAGUGUUUGGGCCAGCCACCUCUAUAGAAACAUGUGUAUUAACAAGGACUGGGUGCUACAGUGGAUUAAUUUAACAAUAUGUUUGUUAUUGCCUUGGAUUGAAUUAGAACAUAUCAUUAUGUAAAUAAAUGUCCUACAUUUGGAGACUUAACUGUUUUUUAAAAUAGUUUUUGAGGGGUGGGACUGCAAUUUGUACCACUUCUGUAGAAUCACCUACAUAGUACACUUCCUUUAACCAAGGUCCUGUUCCCUACAUAGUACACUUCCUUUAACCAGGGUCCUGUUCCCUACAUAGUACACUUCCUUUAACCAGGGUCCUGUUCCCUACAUAGUACACUUCCUUUAACCAGGGUCCUGUUCCCUACAUAGUACACUUCCUUUAACCAGGGUCCUGUUCCCUACAUAGUACACUUCCUUUAACCAGGGCCCUGUUCCCUACAUAGUACACUUCCUUUAACCAGGGUCCUGUUCCCUACAUAGUACACUUCCUUUAACCAGGGUCCUGUUCCCUACAUAGUACACUUCCUUUAACCAGGGUCCUGUUCCCUACAUAGUACACUUCCUUUAACCAGGGUCCUGUUCCCUACAUAGUACACUUCCUUUAACCAGGGUCCUGUUCCCUACAUAGUACACUUCCUUUAACCAGGGUCCUGUAUAAUGAACAGGGUAUCAUUUCAGACCCAGCCAUGUAAUACAGUGACGUCGUUGUACCAUAACUCAGUAGUUUGAUAACGGAUGGAUGAAGGAGGAGCCCCUCUCUCCCUAGCCUGGUUGAACCCUAUCUCUCCCUAGCCUGGUUGAACCCUAUCUCUCCCUAGCCUGGUUGAACCGGACUGAACCCUAUCCCUCCCUAGCCUGGUUGAACCCUAUCCCUCCCUAGCCUGGUUGAACCCUAUCCCUCCCUAGCCUGGUUGAACCAUAUCCCUCCCUAGCCUGGUUGAACCCUAUCCCUCCCUAGCCUGGUUGAACCGGACUGAACCCUAUCCCUCCCUAGCCUGGUUGAACCGGACUGAACCCUAUCUCUCCCUAGCCUGGUUGAACCAGACUGAACCCUAUCCCUCCCUAGCCUGGUUGAACCAUAUCCCUCCCUAGCCUGGUUGAACCCUAUCCCUCCCUAGCCUGGUUGAACCGGACUGAACCCUAUCUCUCCCUAGCCUGGUUGAACCGGACUGAACCCUAUCUCUCCCUAGCCUGGUUGAACCCUAUCCCUCCCUAGCCUGGUUGAACCGGACUGAACCCUAUCUCUCCCUAGCCUGGUUGAACCAGACUGAACCCUAUCCCUCCCUAGCCUGGUUGAACCAUAUCCCUCCCUAGCCUGGUUGAACCCUAUCCCUCCCUAGCCUGGUUGAACCCUAUCCCUCCCUAGCCUGGUUGAACCGGACUGAACCCUAUCUCUCCCUAGCCUGGUUGAACCCUAUCCCUCCCUAGCCUGGUUGAACCGGACUGAACCCUAUCCCUCCCUAGCCUGGUUGAACCAGACUGAACCCUAUCCCUCCCUAGCCUGGUUGAACCCUAUCCCUCCCUAGCCUGGUUGAACCCUAUCCCUCCCUACCUGGUUGAACCCUAUCCCUCCCUAGCCUGGUUGAACCCAUAUCCCUCCCUAGCCUGGUUGAACCCUAUCCCUCCCUAGCCUGGUUGAACCCUAUCCCUCCCUAGCCUGGUUGAACCCUAUCCCUCCCUAGCCUGGUUGAACCCUAUCCCUCCCUAGCCUGGUUGAACCCUAUCCCUCCCUAGCCUGGUUGAACCCUAUCCCUCCCUAGCCUGGUUGAACCCUAUCCCUCCCUAGCCUGGUUGAACCCUAUCCCUCCCUAGCCUGGUUGAACCAUAUCCCUCCCUAGCCUGGUUGAACCAUAUCCCUCCCUAGCCUCGUUGAACCCUAUCCCUCCCUAGCCUGGUUGAACCCUAUCCCUCCCUAGCCUGGUUGAACCAGACUGAACCCUGCGCUCACCAACAUUGUCUGAUUUAGUGCCUUUUGAUUUAGUGCCUGGGCUUGUCCACUCUGUUGUAAUGAAUCCUGUGUGGCUUGUGGGCAUUGUAGAGGGAAACAGAAGAUGACAACCUCAUCUAGCGUCUACUGGAGGUUACCUGACGUAACCCCGGUUCUGUUUCUCUCACGACCCCAUUUUCAAAUCCCCUAGUUUUGGGAAAAACGCUGCUUCAGGGUAUCACCUUCUCGCCCUCAGGAGGACGGUAGUCGCCCGUUCCUGGUCUCCAGUCCCACAAACGGAGCAGAGUCUCAGCGGGAGGGUUGGGUGGCCCACGACCCCUACGACCUGCACUACGGAGACACCCACUACUACAGCUACAGCCGUGACUGCUGGGACUGGACGGCCAUGCCACGCACCCGCUUCGCCUCAGAGUACGGCUUCCAGUCCUGGCCCUCCUUCUCCACCUUACAGAAGGUACUGUACCAAGGUUGGGGAUGGCCACAUUUCAAUUCCUGUAUUGUACUACCUUCACGUCAUCCAGUGAUUUUAGAUUUUCUCUGCCCUCAGGUGUCUGUGUCAGAAGACUGGAGCUAUGGGAGUCACUUCUCUUCUCACCGUCAGCACCACCAAACUGGCAACCAGCAGAUGCUCCAGCAGGCUGGGCUACACUACCAGCUCCCAGCCUCGGCAGAUCCACUGAAGAGAUACAGAGACACGCUUUACAUCACACAGGUACCCCUUCAGAAAGGAUUCACACCCCUGUGAGACUUUUUCCACAUUUUGUUGUGUUACAGCCUGAAUUUAAAAGUGAUUAAAUUGAGAUUUUUGGUGACUGGCCUACACACCAUAUCCCAUAAUGUCAAAGGAAUUAUGUUUUUUUUUUCGAAAUGUUUACAAAUUAAUUGUUAUGGCAAGCCUAAAUAUGUUCAGGAGUAAAAAUGUGCUUAACAAGUCACAUAAUAAGUUGCAUGGAUUGUUUAACAUGAUUUUUGAAUGACUACCUCAUCUCUGUACCCCACACAUACACUUAUCUGUAAGGUCCCUCAGUCAAGCAGUGAAUAUCAAACACGGAUUCGACCAGGGAGGUUUUCCAAUGCCUCGCAAAGAAGGGCAUUGAAUAUCCCUUUAAGAAUGGUGAAGUUAUUAAUUACACUUGGGAUGGUGUAUCAAUACACCCAGUCACUACAAAGAUACAGGCGUCCUUUCCUAACUCAGUUGCCCGAGAGGAAGGAAACCGUUCAGGGAUUUCACCACGAGGCCAAUGGUGACUUAAAAACAGUUACAGAGUUUAAUGGCUGUGAAAGGAGAAAACUGAGGAUGGCUCAACAACAUUGUAGUUACUCCACAAUACUAGCAUAAUUGACAGAUUGAAAAGAAGGAAGCCUGUACAGAAUAAAAAUAUUCCAAAACAUGCAUCCUGUUUGCAACAAGGCACUAAAGUAAUACUACAAAAAAUGUGGCAAAGCAAUUCACUUUUUGUCCCGAAUACAAAGUGUUAUGUUUGGGACAAAUUCAAUACAACACCACUGAGUACCGCUCUCCAUAUUUCCAAUCAAAUCACAUUUUAUUUGUCACAUGUGCCGAAUACAACAGGUGUACACCUUACAGUGAAAUGCUUACUUACAGCCCUUAACCAACAAUGCAGUUUCAAGAAAAAUACAAUGCAAAUAGCCCGGGUAGCCAUUUGAUUAGCUGUUCAGGCAUAGUGGUGGCUGCAUCAUGUUAUGUGUAUGCUUGUAAUCGUUUUUCAGGAUAAGAAAGAAAUGGAUUGGAGCUAAGCACAGGCAAAAUCCUAUAGAAAAGCCUGGUAAAUCUGCUUUCCACCAGACACUGGGAGAUUAAUUGACCUUUCAUCAGGACAAUAACCUAAAACAGUGGCCAAGUUAGUUUUUAUUUAAUCUACUUGAAAAUCUAUGGCAAGACUUGAAAAUGGUUGUCUAACAACGAUCAACAACCAAUUUGACAGAGCUUGAAGAAUCUUUAAAAGAAUAAAGGGCAAAUGUUGAACAAUCCAGGAGUGGAAAGCUCUUAGAGACUUACCCAGAAAGACUCACAGCUGCAAUCGCUGCCAAAGGUGAUUCUAACAUUUUCUGAGGCGUGAAUACUUAUGUAAAUUAGAUAUUUCUGUAUUUCAUUUUCAAUAAAUGUGCAAACAUUUCUAAAAACAUGUUUUCACUUUGUCAUUAAGGUGUAUUGUAUGUAGAUGGGUGACACAUUUAAUUUAAUUUAUUUUUAAUCCAUUUUGAAUUCAGGCUGAACACCACAACAUGUGGAAUAAGUCAAGGGGAAUAAGUCAAGGGGUAUGAAUACUUUCUGAAGGCACUGUACAUUACACAGGUACACCAGACGCUUUACACCACAGCCAGAGAUCAGAGCGUGUGUUCACUUUGCCUUGACACACACAUAUAUAUAUAUAUAUAUAUAUAUAUAGCGACUCCAUAGGAGCCUACAGCCAUCUGUCUCAGGGUUCACUAUGACUGGUCUUCCUCCAGGUCAUGCAGGCCCAGUGUGUUAAGGCCCAGACAGAGUUCUACCGCCGCAGCCAGAGUGAGGUCAUCGAGGGCAAAGGUCACACCAUGGGAGCUCUCUAUUGGCAACUCAAUGAUAUCUGGCAGGGCCCUUCCUGGUCCUCUAUAGGUAGGUACUGUUACUGUGUGUUACUGGAGGGCAUUUACACAUUACACAUCUGCAUGUACUGGAGGGCAUUUACACAUUACACAUCUGCAUGUACUGGAGGGCAUUUACACAUUACACAUCUGCAUGUACUGGAGGGCAUUUACACAUCAUACAUCUGCAUGUACUGGAGGGCAUUUACACAUUACACAUCUGCAUGUACUGGAGGGCAUUUACACAUUACACAUCUGCAUGUACUGGAGGGCAUUUACACAUUACACAUCUGCAUGUACUGGAGGGCAUUUACACAUUACACAUCUGCAUGUACUGGAGGGCAUUUACACAUUACACAUCUGCAUGUACUGGAGGGCAUUUACACAUCACACAUCUGCAUGUACUGGAGGGCAUUUACACAUUACACAUCUGCAUGUACUGGAGGGCAUUUACACAUUACACAUCUGCAUGAUUAUGUCCCAUGUUGCCUUUUGUCUGAAGUGUCCGUUAAAAUAAAAUACUUUAAAAUGUUAAAAACAUGUUUAGCAGAUGUUAUUGCGGGUGUAGCGAAAAAGCUUGUGUUCCUAGCUCCAACAGUGCAGUAAUAUCUAACAAUUCACACCAAUAAACACAAAUGUUAAAAUGGGUCGAGAGUUUCAAGUUCCGUGGUGUCCACAUCACCAACGAACUAUCAUGGUCCAAACACACCAAGACAGUCGUGAAGAGGGCACGACAACACCUUUACCCCCUCAGGAGACUAAAAAGAUUUGGCAUGGGUCCUCAGAUCCUCAAAAGGUUCUACAGCUGCACCAUCGAGAGCAUCCUGACUGGUUGCAUCACCGCCUGGUAUGGCAACUGCUUGGCCUCCGACCGCAAGGCACUACAGAGGGUAGUGCGUACGGCCCAGUACAUCACUGGGGCCAAGCUUCCUGCCAUCCAAGACCUACAGUGGGGAGAACAAGUAUUUGAUAAACUGCCGAUUUUGCGGGUUUUUACUACUUACAAAGCAUGUAGAGGUCUGUAAUUUGUAUCAUAGGUACACUUCAACUGUGAGAGACGGAAUCUAAAACAAAAAUCCGGAAAAUCAGAUUGUAUGAUUUUUAAGUAAUUAAUUUGCAUUUUAUUGCAUGACAUAAGUAUUUGAUACAUCAGAAAAGCAGAACUUAAUAUUUGGUACAGAAACCUUUGUUUGCAAUUACAGAGAUCAUACGUUUCCUGUAGGUCUUGACCAGGUUUGCACACACUGCAGCAGGGAUUUUGGCCCACUCCUCCAUACAGACCUUCUCCAGAUCCUUCAGGUUUCGGGUCUGUCGCUGGGCAAUACGGACUUUCAGCUCCCUCCAAAGAUGUUUUAUUGGGUUCAGGUCUGGAGACUGGCUAGGCCACUCCAGGACCUUGAGAUGCUUCUUACGGAGCCACUCCUUAGUUGCCCUGGCUGUGUGUUUCGGGUCGUUGUCAUGCUGGAAGACCCAGCCACGACCCAUCUUCAAUGCUCUUACUGAGGGAAGGAGGUUGUUGGCCAAGAUCUCGCGAUACAUGGCCCCAUCCAUCCUCCCCUCAAUACGGUGCAGUCGUCCUGUCCCCUUUGCAGAAAAGCAUCCUCAAAGAAUGAUGUUUCCACCUCCAUGCUUCACGGUUGGGAUGGUGUUCUUGGGGUUGUACUCAUCCUUCUUCUUCCUCCAAACACGGCGAGUGGAGUUUAGACCAAAAAGCUCUAUUUUUGUCUCAUCAGACCACAUGACCUUCUCCCAUUCCUCCUCUGGAUCAUCCAGAUGGUCAUUGGCAAACUUCAGACGGGCCUGGACAUGCGCUGGCUUGAGCAGGGGGACCUUGCGUGCGCUGCAGGAUUUUAAUCCAUGACGGCGUAGUGUGUUACUAAUGGUUUUCUUUGAGACUGUGGUCCCAGCUCUCUUCAGGUCAUUGACCAGGUCCUGCCGUGUAGUUCUGGGCUGAUCCCUCACCUUCCUUAUGAUCAUUGAUGCCCCACGAGGUGAGAUCUUGCAUGGAGCCCCAGACCGAGAGUGAUUGACCGUCAUCUUGAACUUCUUCCAUUUUCUAAUAAUUGCGCCAACAGUUGUUGCCUUCUCACCAAGCUGCUUGCCUAUUGUCCUGUAGCCCAUCCCAGCCUUGUGCAGGUCUACAAUUGUAUCCCUGAUGUCCUUACACAGCUCUCUGGUCUUGGCCAUUGUGGAGAGGUUGGAGUCUGUUUGAUUGAGUGUGUGGACAGGUGUCUUUUAUACAGGUAACGAGUUCAAACAGGUGCAGUUAAUACAGGUAAUGGGUGGAGAACAGGAGGGCUUCUUAAAGAAAAACUAACAGGUCUGUGAGAGCCGGAAUUCUUACUGGUUGGUAGGUGAUUAAAUACUUAUGUCAUGCAAUAAAAUGCAAAUUAAUUACUUAAAAAUCAUACAAUGUGAUUUUCUGGAUUUUUUGUUUUAGAUUCCGUCUCUCACAGUUGAAGUGUACCUAUGAUAAAAAUUACAGACCUCUACAUGCUUUGUAAGUAGGAAAACCUGCAAAAAUCGGCAGUGUAUCAAAUACUUGUUCUCCCCACUAUAUAUACUAGGCAGUGUCAGAGGAGGUCUCCAGCCACCCUAGUCAGACUGUUCUCUCUGCUGCCGCGCAGCAAGCGGUACCGGGGUGCCAAGUCUAGGACCAAAAUGCUCCUUAACAGCUUCUACCCCCAAGCCAUAAGACUGCUGAACAAUUCAUCAAAUGGCCACCCGGACUAUUUGCAUAGUCACUUUACAAAUUACCCCCGCACAUUGACUCGGUACCGGUACCCCCUGUAUAUAGCCUCGUUAUUGUUAUGUAAUUUUCUUGUGUUACUUUUUGGUUUAAUUAUUUUUUUUUACUUUAGUUUAUUUAGUAAAUAUUUUCUUAACUCUAUUUCUUGAACUGCAUUGUUGGUUAAGGACUUGUAAGUAAGCAUUUCAUGGUAAGGUCUGCAACUGUUGUAUUCGGUACAUGUGACAAAUAAAAUGUGAUUUGAUUAUCUAAAAGUAAAAUAAUGGAAUGAAGAAAUAUAUAAAUAUUAGGACGAGCAAUGUCCGAGUGGCAUUGAUUAGAAUACAGUAUAUACAAAUGAAAUGAGUAGUAUGUAAACAUUAUUAAAGUGACUAGUGUUCCAUUAUUAAAGUGGCCAGUGAUUCCAUGUCUAUGUAAGGUGCAGGGUUGAGUAACCGGGUGGUAGCCGGCUAGUGAUGGAUAUUUAACAGUCUGAUGGCCUUGAGAUAGAAGCUAUUUUUCAGUCUCUCGGUCCCAGCUUUGAUGCACCUGUACUGACCUCGCCUUCUGGAUGAUAGCGGGGUUAACAGGCCGUGGCUUUGGUGGUUGAUGUCCUUGAUGAUCUUUUUGGCCUUCCUGUGACAUCGGGUGCUGUAAGUGUCCUGGAGGGCAGGCAGUGUGCCCCCGGUGAUGCGUUGGGCAGACCGCACCACCCUCUGGAGAGCCCUGCGGUUGCGGGGGGUGCAGUUGCCGUACCAGGCGGUGAUACAGUGGGGGAAAAAAGUAUUUAGUCAGCCACCAAUUGUGCAAGUUCUCCCACUUAAAAAGAUGAGAGAGGCCUGUAAUUUUCAUCAUAGGUACACGUCAACUAUGACAGAGAAAUUGAGAUUUUUUUUUCCAGAAAAUCACAUUGUAGGAUUUGUAAUGAAUUUAUUUGCAAAUUAUGGUGGAAAAUAAGUAUUUGGUCACCUACAAACAAGCAAGAUUUCUGGCUCUCACAGACCUGUAACUUCUUCUUUAAGAGGCUCCUCUGUCCUCCACUCGUUACCUGUAUUAAUGGCACCUGUUUGAACUUGUUAUCAGUAUAAAAGACACCUGUCCACAACCUCAAACAGUCACACUCCAAACUCCACUAUGGCCAAGACCAAAGAGCUGUCAAAGGACACCAGAAACAAAAUUGUAGACCUGCACCAGGCUGGGAAGACUGAAUCUGCAAUAGGUAAGCAGCUUGGUUUGAAGAAAUCAACUGUGGGAGCAAUUAUUAGGAAAUGGAAGACAUACAAGACCACUGAUAAUCUCCCUCGAUCUGGGGCUCCACGCAAGAUCUCACCCCGUGGGGUCAAAAUGAUCACAAGAACGGUGAGCAAAAAUCCCAGAACCACACGGGGGGACCUAGUGAAUGACCUGCAGAGAGCUGGGACCAAACUAACAAAGCCUACCAUCAGUAACACACUACGCCGCCAGGGACUCAAAUCCUGCAGUGCCAGACGUGUCCCCCUGCUUAAGCCAGUACAUGUCCAGGCCCGUCUGAAGUUUGCUAGAGUGCAUUUGGAUGAUCCAGAAGAGGAUUGGGAGAAUGUCAUAUGGUCAGAUGAAACCAAAAUAGAACUUUUUGGUAAAAACUCAACUCGUCGUGUUUAGAGGACAAAGAAUGCUGAGUUGCAUCCAAAGAACACCAUACCUACUGUGAAGCAUGGGGGUGGAAACAUCAUGCUUUGGGGCUGUUUUUCUGCAAAGGGACCAGGACGACUGAUCCGUGUAAAGGAAAGAAUGAAUGGGGCCAUGUAUCGUGAGAUUUUGAGUGAAAACCUCCUUCCAUCAGCAAGGGCAUUGAAGAUGAAACGUGGCUGGGUCUUUCAGCAUGACAAUGAUCCCAAACACACCGCCCGGGCAACGAAGGAGUGGCUUCGUAAGAAGCAUUUCAAGGUCCAGGAGUGGCCUAGCCAGUCUCUAGAUCUCAACCCCAUAGAAAAUCUUUGGAGGGAGUUGAAAGUCCGUGUUGCCCAGCGACAGCCCCAAAACAUCACUGCUCUAGAGGAGAUCUGCAUGGAGGAAUGGUGCCAAAAUACCAGCAACAGUGUGUGAAAACAUUGUGAAGACUUACAGAAAAUGUUUGAUCUGUGUCAUUGCCAACAAAGGGUAUAUAACAAAGUAUUGAGAAACUUUUGUUAUUGACCAAAUACUUAUUUUCCACCAUAAUUUGCAAAUAAAUGUAUUCAAAAUCCUACAAUGUGAUUUUCAGGAAAAAAAAAUCUCAUUUUGUCUGUCAUAGUUGACGUGUACCUAUGAUGAACAUUACAGGCCUCUCUCAUCUUUUUAAGUGGGAGAACUUGCACAAUUGGUGGCUGACUAAAUACUUUUUUCCCCCACUGUAUAUGGACAAGCAAUGUCAGAGCGGCAUGGACUAAGAUACAGUAGAAUAUUAUAGAAUAGAAUGCAGUAUAUACAUAUGAGAUGAGUAGUGCAAGAUAUGGAAACAUUAUUAAAGUGACUAGUGUUCCAUUUCUUAAAGUGGCCAGUGAUUUCAAUAGGCAGCAGCAGCCUCUAAUGUGUUACAUUUUAGUCAUUUAGCAGACGCUCUUAUCCAGAGCGACUUACAGUUAGUGAGUGCAUACAUUUUUCAUACUGGCCCCCCGUGGGAAUCGAACCCACACCCCUGGCGUUACAAGCGCCAUGUUCUACCAACUGAGCUACAGGAGGCUUCAUAUCAUACAGUGCCUCUGAAGCAGAGGUGAGUCCGGCUCAUGCCUGCGACUUCAAAAUCAGUCACCCUCGGCGGAAGGGGAAAUUGCCUUUUGGUCUCACGGUCAAGACGUUGGUUUCUCCCAUGGGAGACCAGGGUUCAGAUCCUGCGCUUCACUGUUCUUCUUCUUCGUCUGCAGAGUUUGGUGGGAAGUGGAAGAUGCUGCAUUACUUUGCCCAGGACUUCUUCUCCCCUGUGCUGCCGGUGGGCUUCGAGGACCAGGGUAGUCUGGUGGUCUAUGCUGUGUCUGACCUGAGCCACGACCUUCACCUCAGGACUGUGGUACGUUGACCCUCUCGCCAUUUUUAACCCAUAAAAUAACUGUUUCUCAAUACCACAUUGAGUCCACACAUUAAAAACACAGAACACAGAAACAUGUCUGUUUAUUAACCUAUUGAUGCAGUCAGAUCCAUAAUUAUCUUGAUAAAGAUUAGCAAAAAAUACUGUAUAAAAUAAAUUAUACAAAUAUUGAUCUACAGUGCAUUCGGAAAGUAUUCAGACCCCUUGACUUUUUCCACAUUUGUUACGUUACAGCCUUAUUCUAAAAUGGAUUAAAUUAAUUUUUUUCCUCAUCAAUCUACACACAAUACCCCAUGAUGACAAAGCGAAAACAGAUUUCUUGAAAAUGUUGCUAAUUUAUUAACAAUACAAAACAGAAAUACCUAAUUUACAUAAGUAUUCAGACCCUUUGCUGUGAGACUCGAAAUUUAGCUCAGGUACAUCCUGUUUCCAUUGAUCAUCCUUGAGAUGUUUCUACAACUUGAUUGGAGUCCACCUGUGGUAAAUUCAUUUGAUUGGACAUGAUUUGGAAAGGCACACACCUGUCUAUAUAAGGUCCCACAGUUGACAGUGCAUGUUAGAGCAAAAACCAAGCCAUGAGGUUGAAGGACUUGUCCGUAGAGCUCCGAGACAGGAUUGUGUCGAGACACAGAUCUGGGGAAGGGUACCAAAACAUGUCUGCAGCAUUGAAGGUCCCCAAGAACACAGUGGCCUCCAUCAUUCUUAAAUGGAAAAAGUUUGGAACCACCAAGACUCUUCCUAGAGCUGGCCUCCCGGCCAAACUGAGCAAUUAGGGGAGAAGGGCCUUGGUCAGGGAGAUGACCAAGAACCCGAUGGUCACUGACAGAGCUGUAGAGUUCCUCUGUGGAGAUGGGAGAACCUUCCAGAAGGACAACCAUCUCUGCAGCAUUCCACCAAUCAGGCCUUUAUGGUAGAGUGGCCAGACAGAAGCCACUCUUCAGUAAAAGGCACAUGACAGCCCGCUUGGAGUUUGCUAAAAUGCACCUAAAGACUCUCAGACCAUGAGAAACAAGAUUCUCUGGUCUGAUGAAACCAAGAUUGAACUCUUUGGCCUGAAUGCCAAGCGUCACGUAUGGAGGAAACCUGGCACCAUCCCUACGGUGAAGUAUGGUGGUGGCAGCAUCAUGCUGUGGGGAUGUUUUUCAGCGGCAGAGACUGGGAGACUAGUCAGGAUCGAGGGAAAGAUGAACGGAGCAAAGUACAGAGAGAUCCUUGAUUAAAACCUGUUCUAGAGCGCUCAGGACCUCAGACUGGGGCGAAGGUUCACCUUCUAACAGGACAACGACCCUAAGCACACAGCCAAGACAACGCAGGAGUGGCUUCGGGACAAGUCUCUGAAUGUCCUUGAGUGGCCCAGCCAGAGCCCAGACUUGAACCUGAUCGAACAUUUCUGGAGAGACCUGAAAAUAGCUGUGCAGCGACGCUCCCCAUCCAACCUGACAGAGAUUGAGAGGAUCUGCAGAGAAGAAUGGGAGAAACUCCACAAAUGCUGGUGUGCCAAGCUUGUAGCGUCAUACCCAAGAAGAUUCGAGACUGUAAUCGCUGCCAAAGGUGCUUCAAGUAAUAUAAAAAAAAUCUACAAAAAGAUAGGAGUCAAGAUUAUUGGUAACCCUAAUUUCAGUACACCCCCCUGUUUUAUGAGAUUGGAGAACACAUUGGGAGGGAUCUUAGACCAUUCCUCCAUUCAGAAUCAUUCCAGAUCCUUGAUAUCCUUUGUCUGCGCUUAUGGACUGCCCUCUUCAAUUAAAACAACAUGUUUUCAAUGGGGUUCAUGUCCGAAGAUUGAGGUGGCCAUUGCAAAAUGUUUAUUUUGUGGUCAAUUAACAAUUUCUUCGUGGAUUUUGAUGUGUGUUUGGGGAUAUCAGCCUCCUGGCAGAGGCAAAAAGGUUUUUGGCAAAUAUAUGCUGGUACUUGGUAAAGUUCAUGAUGCCAUUGACCUUAACAAGGGCUACAGGACAGGUUGAAAGCAAAAUGGUUCAUCUUCGAUUUUAUGGGGCUAUGUUGGUUCCACUGGUCCUGAGGCCCUUUUUAAGGUCAUGAAAUAUUCCAGGUACUUGGACAUUUUAGCCAACAACCUGGAUGCCUCCGCCAGGAUGCUGACACUUCCAAGUGGAUCUUCCAGCAAGAUAAUAACCCCAAGCACACAUCAAAAUCCACAAAUCAAUGGUUUAUUGACCACAAAAUCAACAUUUGGCAAUGGCCAUCUCAGUCUCCAGACUUGAACCCAAUUGAAAACCUCUGGUUUGAAUUGAAGAGGGCAGUCCAUAAGUGCAGACGAAGGAUAUCAAGGAUCAGAAAAUAUUCUGAUUGGAGGAAUGGUCUAAGAUCCCUCCCUAUGUGUUCUCCAAUCUCAUCAGGCAUUAUAGAAAAAGGCUCAGUGUCGUUAUCCUAGCAAGGGGAGGGUGCUAGAAUAUUGAAAACAAGGGUGCCAAUAAUAUUGACCCCUAUCUUAAAAAUGUUUUUAUUACUUGUUAAACAAAAUCUCUUUCUCUGAGCAAUUGUAUUAGUAUAAAAUAAAAUACUUGUAAUUCUUUUUACAAUAAAGUUCAGUAUUUGUAUUUAUUUUAUACACUCUUCUUUCUCGUCUUUAUCAAGGGUGUCAAUAAUUAUGGACCUGACUGUAUUUAUGUAAGUACUUCACUACUGCCCUUUAGAACCAGUCCCCAGGCAGGCGAAGUGGAUAACUAUUUUCCUCCGUAGUCCCCAGGCAGGCGAAGUGGAUAACUCUUUUCCUCCGUAGUCCUCAGGCAGGCAAAGUGGAUAACUCUAAUCCAAUAGUCUGCUGCUGGAAAAACGUAUGUGUUAUGGCUUUACACCCUCUGCUAUAAUGUGGAUAAAGAGUUACCUGUCUAACAGAACACAGAGGGUGUUCUUUAAUGGAAGCCUCUCCAACAUAAUCCAGGUAGAAUCAGGAAUUCCCCAGGGCAGCUGUCUAGGCCCAUUACUUUUUUCAAUCUUUACUAACGACAUGCCACUGGCUUUGAGUAAAGCUUUGAGUAAAGCCAGUGUGUCUAUGUAUGCGGAUGACUCAACACUAUACACGUCAGCUACUACAGUGACUGAAAUGACUGCAACACUUAACAAAGAGCUGCAGUUAGUUUCAGAAUGGGUGGCAAGGAAUAAGUUCAACCUAAAUAUUUCAAAAACUAAAAGUAUUGUAUUUGGGUCAAAUCAUUCACUAAACCCUAAACCUCAACUACAUAUUGUAAUGAAUAAUGUGGAAAUUGAGCAAGGUGAGGUGACUAAACUGCUUUGAGUAACCCUGGAUUGUAAACUGUCAUGGUCAAAACAUAUUGAUACAACAGUAGCUAAGAUGGGGAGAAGUCUGUCCAUAAUAAAGCGUUGCUCUGCCUUCUUAACAACACUAUCAACAAGGCAGGUCCUACAGGCCCUAGUUUUGUCACACCUGGACUACUGUUCAGUCUUGUGGUCAGGUACCACAAAGAGGGACUUGGGAAAAUUGCAAUUGGCUCAGAACAGGGCAGCACGGCUGGCCCUUAAAAGUACACGGAGAGCCAACAUUAAUGAUAUGCAUGUCAGUCUCUCCUGGCUCAAAGUGGAGGAGAGAUUGACUUCAUCACUACUUGUUUUUGUAAGAGGUGUUGACCAGCUGAAUGCACCGAGCUGUCUGUUUAAAUUACUAGCACACUGCUCGGACAUCCAUGCAUACCCCACAAGACAUGCCACCAGAGGUCUCUUCACAGUCCAGAACAGACUACGGGAAACACACAAUGCUACAUAGAGCCAUGACUACAUAAACAACACUUUAUGGAACAGCGCGGACUGUGAAGAAACACACACACACACACACACACACACACACACACACACACACACACACAGGCACACACACACACACACACAGGCACACACACAGCAUUCGCAAACACAUGCUAACACACGCACUCUACACACACACAUUUUAAUAUUGUUAUUUUGCUGUAUUAUUGAUGUUGUAUUGUAAAUAUGUUAUGGUAGAGUAGUAUGUAAUAAGGUGUUGUGUUAUGGAUUGUUUUAUUGUAUGUAAAUUGGGGUUGGACCCCAGGAAGAGUAGCUGCUGCCUUGGCAACCGCUAAUGGGGAUCCCUAAUAAACCCCAGGAAGAGUAGCUGCUGCCUUGGCAACCGCUAAUGGGGAUCCCUAAUAAAUAAAAACACCAUCGGUGACAGAGUAGUGAUUGUAGACUGAUUUAUCUUGUUAUCAGGUUUCGGUGUAUGAGUGGAGCAGUCUGGAUCCUGUGUGCACUGUGGCUUCCGGACAGGUGCUGGUGGAAGGAGGAAGUGCUGAGGUCAUCCACAAACAGCCAAUCACAGCCCUGCUGGCGGGGUGUGGGGGUGGGAGCUGUACCCGCCUCACCUGUCUCCUGACCUUUCACCUUGAGGAUGUCAACGGCCAGCAAGGUCCCAUCAACCACCUCUUCCUCAGCUCACCCAAAAAGGCCCAGGGGAUGCUGAGACCCAACAUCACUGUAAGAUGAACCAAUAGGAAGGACACACUCUCCAGCAGCACAAUGACAUCAUCACAACUGACUGCAGCAUCUUCGUUAGUUCUGGUUCUAAUUACGUCACAUCAAUCAUAUUUGUCCGCUGGAUCUCCUAUAGGGCAGUUGGGGUUAAUAUACAGAUUGUUAUUGGAUAGAUAAGGAGUGCCCGUCCCCCCCGUCUCUCUGGAUGGCAGCAUGACUAAUGUAUACACUCUUAUGGUAGUCUGGGUUAAUACACAGCUUGUUAUUGGUUGUGCGUUUAUAAUACAUUACGCAUAGUUCAUAGGGUGUUAUAAACGUGCCUAUAACACAUCACGAAUAUGUUAUUGAUAGGAAUGGACCAGGAGUGCUCCGUUUUCAGCCCGUCUCUCUGGAUGGCAGCAUGACUACCGUAGUGACCCCUCUCUCUCUCUCUCCUCUCAGGCCAAGGUGCAGCAGGACGAGGUGGGAGAAUACACCGUGACCCUGCAGUCCUCCGCCGUAGCAGCCUUCGUAUGGCUGGAUGUGGGGGACGUCCCAGGACGAUUCGGCACCAACGGGUUCCUCAUGGUCACCAGGAACAGAACAGUGACCUUUAACCCCUGGGGUCUGACCAGUACCCAGCAGCUAGCCAAGGCUCUGACUGUUACGUCAUUGAGAGAUGUGUACUGACAUGGCAUCCUAUACCCAACGUAGUGCACUACUUUUGACCAGAUCCCUAUGGGUUGUGUACUAUAUAGGGAAUAGGGUGCAGUUUGGGACGUACUUACUGAACCACUACCCAGUACCCAGGAGUUAACCCAGACCCUCUCUAUAACCUCUCUGAGAUGA